Botrytis porri is the source of this 957-nucleotide messenger RNA. RefSeq lists its product as uncharacterized. The coding region runs from base 1 to 957 and encodes 318 amino acids. The record is from RefSeq and is a predicted model, not a curated record. NCBI's taxonomy places the organism in Eukaryota, Fungi, Ascomycota, Leotiomycetes, Helotiales, Sclerotiniaceae. The transcript is spliced from 4 exons.
AUGGCUGCUACUUCAAGCUCUGUUGUCACCGUCCAUCCAGAUGGAGAUCUGGUACUCCUUCUAGAGUUGAUGCCAAUUCAUGAACCGCACAAAUCUAGUUUAAAGCCUCAGAUCAACGUUCCCAACGCAAAAGUUUUCAGUCCAGAGGCAGCCAGCAGCCCUGGCGAAACACAAAAUGGGUGUACUAAGCGUAUCCACGCUAUGUUGACUGGGGAUUCCAAGGAGGCUGUUGAACUCAGAGAAAAAGGUAGAACCGAGAUACCACUUCCAGAUGAUGAUGCGUGUGUUAUGAUUACAAUCGCAAUCUUAGUCGACAAAUAUCAAUGCCAUGAGUCGACGGAGUUUGUAGUGAAGGUUUGGACCGUCAAAUAUCGUGUAUCUCCAUGGAGUCGGAGCUGGUACUUUGCUGCUUACUGGAUAUUUGUGGCAUGGAUGUUUGGACUAGAUGAUGAGUUCAAGGAAGCGACAGAGAAGAUCAUCAGACAAAGUGAUAUGGGCCUUGGAGCAAUACUGAGAGACUAUAAUCUGGCUUUGCCUAUCACGGAAAGAGUUAUCAAUAAGAUAGAUGAAAGGCGUAAGAAUGCCGUGAGCCAACUCAUCGACGUUCUCAAGGAUACAAUAUCUAGGUACCAGGGCCAAACUUUGAUAUGUCCCAACCACAGUUUGCCUGUCUUGGACAUAAUAUCUCACAGAGAAACCUGCGAUGCAACGGUUCUUGGAAGUCUCAUAAAAAGUGUCACAAAGAAGAAGCUGUUUCCGUUGCCAGAAGCUCCAUUCAAAGAUCCGCUACGGUAUCAUGUAGUCAAGAGUAGCAUCGCAUCACUCGAACCCCAGACUGCCUGUAAUGUACUCGUACAAGACGAAUCACUACACCACAAUGUCAUGGGAAUAAUUGGCCAAUCGAUCGAGUCGAUAGAUGACAAUAUAUCUGGGUUAAGUCUGGCAGACUGCAAGUAG